UGCUCCCUCUGAUGCCAUAUAAUGCUGCAGCUUUUCGUGCGUGUAACAGGAUGUAAAAGUGAUACGGAGAGAGUCUAAUCCCCCGGUUAGAACAAGAUUAAAACGACACUAUGUUUCCCCUUCAACAAAAGCAGGUUACCAGGGUUAUAGGAGCAUUUCUUCCUGGAUAUCAGGCGCCGGUGUGCCGUAUAAAGCCUGAGCGGGACACCCGGCCUCAGCACAGCGGCUGCAGACACCUGAGAGGAUGAUGGCUGUACGGGUCAGAAGAGCGACGUCCACCUUGAUGUUGACUCUGUUUCUGGGAGCCACGUCUGCCAUUUGGCUCCUGGCUCCUGCAGAGGCCUUCAAGCCGCCGUCCUCUUGCUACCCGGUGAACCAGACGGUGUCCCUGGAGAAGGAGGGCUGUCCCAAGUGUCACCUGGUGGAGGCCACCAUCUGCAGCGGGCACUGCACCACCAAGGACCCCGUCGGUAAGAUAGCGUUCGACAGUGUGCACCAGCGCGCGUGCACAUAUUUGGACUUGUACUACAAGAAGUUUGAGCUCCCCGACUGCGCAGCCGGCGUGGACCCGGUGGUCAGCUACCCGGUGGCCCUGAGCUGCGGCUGCAGCCGCUGUUCCAUGGACACGUCCGACUGCACCUUCAGGAGCCUGCCGCCCAACUUCUGCAUGGACGACAUCCUCUCCUACUACUAGCAGCGGGACACACACACACACACACACACACACACACAC
Pseudoliparis swirei is the source of this 733-nucleotide messenger RNA. It is a transcript of the gene lhb, whose product is annotated as luteinizing hormone subunit beta. NCBI's taxonomy places the organism in Eukaryota, Metazoa, Chordata, Actinopteri, Perciformes, Liparidae. The transcript has 4 exons. The record is from RefSeq and is a predicted model, not a curated record. The coding region runs from base 245 to 694 and encodes 149 amino acids. Gene Ontology annotation, cellular component: extracellular region; cytoplasm. Gene Ontology annotation, molecular function: hormone activity. Gene Ontology annotation, biological process: G protein-coupled receptor signaling pathway; ovulation.